AUGUACUCAAUCAGAAGCAUGCCCACUGUGGGUCACCGGGAGCAUCGAACAGAAGAUGGAGUGGAAGAUAUGACACAGCUAGAGGAUAUGCAUGAAGAGGCUGUUCUGCUGAACCUGAGGCAAAGAUCGGAGCGGAAGCUUAUUUAUACAUACAUAGGAAGUAUCCUGGUGUCUGUAAACCCCUAUAAAAUGUACAACAUUUAUGGGACGGACAUGGUGCUGCUGUACAAGGGCUGUGCUCUGGGAGAGAACCCUCCGCAUUUGUUUGCCAUAGCAAAUGCUGCUUAUUCCAAAAUGAUGGAUGCCAAACACAACCAGGUCAUAAUCAUCAGUGGGGAGAGCGGAUCUGGGAAAACAGAGGCCACCAAACUAGUACUUCGUUACCUAACCGCAAUACAUCACAAAAGCAAUCUUGCUCAACAGAUUGAGAUACUCGAGGCAGCUCCUCUGCUGGAAUCUUUUGGAAAUGCCAAAACUGUACGGAACGAUAAUUCCAGUCGCUUCGGGAAAUACAUAGAGGUCUUUCUGGAGGAUGGUGUAAUCAGUGGUGCCAUAACCUCUCAGUAUCUACUGGAAAAGUCCCGUAUCGUCUUCCAGGCCAAAGAUGAGAGAAACUAUCACAUCUUUUACGAGAUGCUGGCAGGUCUUCCCUCGCAGCAGAAGCAGGCUUUCUAUUUACAAGGGGCUGAGACCUAUUAUUACCUCAACCAGGGAGGAGAUUGUGGGAUAACAGGAAAGAAUGAUGCAGAGGACUUCCUGCGGCUGCGUGCUGCCAUGGAGAUCCUCCGCUUCACCCCUGAAGACCAGUCGGCCAUCUAUAGAGUUCUUUCUUCCAUACUGCACCUGGGCAAUGUCUACUUUCAGAGACAUGAGGCUGAUGGCCAGGAGGUGGCGUCAGUGGUGAGCGCUCAGGAGAUCAGAGUGGUGGCAGAGCUGCUGCAGAUCUCUCCAGAGGGACUACAGAAAUCCAUCACCUUUAAAGUCACGGAGACAAUGAGGGACAAGAUCUACACACCACUGACUGUGGAAAGUGCUGUUGAUGCCAGAGAUGCUGUUGCCAAGAUCCUGUACUCGCUGCUCUUCCACUGGUUAACAGAGAAGAUCAACACUCAGGUGUACCCCAGCCAACACACCCUCUCCAUAUCCAUCCUAGACAUUUACGGAUUUGAGGAUCUGGCCUUCAACAGCUUUGAGCAGCUUUGCAUUAAUUAUGCAAAUGAGUACCUGCAGUUCUUCUUCAACAGGAUCGUAUUCAGGGAAGAACAGGAGGAGUACAGCCGGGAACAGAUCCCCUGGCAGGACAUCCCGUUCAGUGACAACCAGCCCUGCAUUGAUCUCAUUGCUGCUAAGCCUCAUGGGAUACUACGGAUUCUGGAUGAUCAGAGCUUUUUCCCACAGGCGACAGACCACACUUUUCUCCAAAAGUGUCACUAUCACCAUGGCAACAACCCACUCUAUCAGAAGCCAAAGAUGCCCGUCCCAGAGUUCGCCAUCAAGCACUUUGCCGGCCGGGUUACCUACCAGGUUUACAAGUUCCUUGAUAAGAACCAUGACCAGGUCCGUCAGGAUGUCCUGGACCUGUUCAUUCAGAGCAAAAACAAGAUGGUGUCAAACCUCUUCCUGGUUCACGCAGAGGUCACGGGUCAGCAGAGAGGAGGUCACAUGAGGAAGAGCAGCACAGUCACCAGAAGAUACCAAAUGUCCACCGUCAGCAACAAGUUCCAACAGUCCCUGCUAGAGCUAGUAGAGAAGAUGGAGAGGUGCAACCCUUUUUUUGUUCGCUGCAUUAAGCCAAAUAAUAUGAAGAAACCGGGUGUGUUUGAGGACGAGUUAGUCAGCAGCCAGCUGAGACACUCAGGCAUCUACGAGACCAUUAGGAUCCGUAGAGAGGGGUAUCCUGUCAGAAUGCCAUUCGACAUCUUCCUGUUCAGGUAUAAGUCUCUGGUGGGGAUACGAGAGCCUCCAGCAGCAAAUGGCGAGAACUGUGUUUUUAUGCUCAGUAAACUGUGUCCUCUCAGACCAGGAGCUUUCCAUAUUGGAGUCACAAAGAUGUUUCUGAAGGAGGACAUCUACCAGUUGUUGGAGUGUAAACGGGAGCGCACCCGUCAACUUGCCGCUCUCACUCUGCAGCGUUACACCCGCAUGUUCUUUGUCAGGAAACGCUUUGUGGAGUUUCGCAAGAAGUUCGUUGGGCUGCAGGCACAGUGCCGAGGCUUCCUCACAAGGAAGCGCUAUGUGAAGAUGAGGGAGAGUCUGGUUCGGUUCCGCUCCCUCGUCCACAUGUAUGUCAACCGCAAGCGAUACAUUAAGGAGCUGGCCAAGAGGGAAGUGGUGAACGUCACACACUUAGUGAUCCCUGCAGAGCUGGGCGCGUUACUGCAGACAGCAGGAGGUCUGGAGUUACACUCAGACUGUUUGGCUCUGCUUCAAGCUCCUCAUAUCCAGGAACAGGCUCAGCUCACUCUGCCUCUGGACAUCAACAACUACCCAUUCUACCGCUACGUACAGAUCUACUUUAGGGAACCAAAGUUUGGGAUGUUGAUGGCACCUCUGGAGUCACCUCUGACCCGUUUAGAGGAGGACCUGAAAGGAGAAGCUCUGCAGCUCUUCAACAUGGUGCUACGGUUCAUGGGGGACCCUCACCUGAACGGAGCGCAGGAGAACAUGUUUGGGAAUUACAUCAUCCAAAGAGGGCUGUCAUCUCCAGGGUUACGGGAUGAGAUCCUGGCUCAGGUCGUCAAUCAGGUGUGGAGGAACAUGAACGUUGAGAAUGCAGAAAGAGGCUGGCUGCUGCUGCUGGCGUGUGUCUGCAGCUUCGCCCCAUCACCCAAGAUGGACAAAUAUCUACUGAAGUUUGUAUCAGACAAGAGCCCUGCUGGUUGCCAGGCAUUGCUGCAACACAGACUCAUCCAAGGCAAUCAGAAGACGCAGCUCGGCUCAGGCUCCUCCCCUGAGACAGCACGGACCUAUCCGCUGUCACUGCUGGAGUGGACAGCCAACAGGAAAAAGGCGAACAUGGUGUUACACGUGCACUGUUUUGAUGGAGGAGCAUUCCUGUGUCCGGUCCAUUCCUGGACCAGUGGAGAGGAUUUGGCAGGGGACAUACUGCGGCACAGGGGAGUGUCUGACUGGUGGAGAGGGAGUUCAGUUCUGAUGAAGGAGCAUGGCCAGUGGGUGGAGUUAGCGGGUCACGACUAUGUGAUGGACCUCAUUGCGGACUUGGAGCUUCCGACUGACUUCCCAAAGCAGAAGAGCUACUUCAUCAUCAGCAGUGAUGACCCUGCUAAAGUCCGAGCUAAUGCCAGCCUUGCCUUGUUUGGCAGUGGCUUUGACUCAGAUGAGGAACUCUCUCCUGCCUUUCCUCUCAGCAGCAGUGGCAGACCAGCGCACAGUCUGCCUGACUCUGAUGGUUACUACAGCCAUGUAGAGUCGGAUGUGUUCAGUGACGGUCAGACUCAGAGAGGAAUGGACCGCUACCUCGACAGUCUGUUUGACCCUGUGCUUUCGGACAGCAGCGUAGACAUGGAGAAGUCUGGAAGUUUGACAGCAAGGAUGAAGGGAGGAGGAGGUAUAGGCAUCACAGGAGGAGGAAGAGGAGAGGGGGAUAGUCAUGCGGCUCCUAGUCGACCUUUUCCACAUGGAAUACAUCCUGGAGGAUCGGAGCAGACAGUACUGACUCAACAGCAACAGGCCAUCAUCAACCAGCAAGCUAUCAUUCUGGCCCAGCAGAUGACCAUGCAGGCCAUUGCAAUCCAGCAGCAGAUGUUGUCUUCCUUCCCCCCUGCUGCCCCAGCCCCCCAGUCACCACCCUCACAGCCUUAUCAUGCACCCAGCCCUCCCAGAGAAAGAGAAGAGUCGCCGUACAAGUCCGCUGCUGUUCAGCGGAAAACAAGUCCAACACGUGCCCCCCCUCCUGAGGACGUGGUACGAUCUAGUCCUAGUAACGCAGAGCGCAUUGACCCCAGCCACGACAUCAAAGACAUCAUCAAACAGCAUCAGCCUGCCGGCGCAACGACUUCUUCUGGAGCUGCCACACAAAAGAAAGGUGAUGGGAAGACGUUUGCAAAGAAGCCAGACCCACAUGAUGAAGCUAUGGAGAUCUUAAAAGAUCAGAUGGCAAACCCACCACAACCGACUCCGAAGAAGCCUCCAUCAUCCAAACCUAAAGAAGAAGGAGGACUUAAGGUUUCCAAGACAACCAAGUCUCGCCCUGCAGGGUCAACAAGCUCCAACAUAAGCCCCGCCCCUCCGCAAGUCUCUAGAGAGUUGCCAGUCGAGGAAGAGAUCAUUCAGACUCAACUCCACAGCAGGACCAGUGAUGAAUAUUACACUUACUCCAACGUACCCUGGAAACUCUACAUGAGGAAAGAGGUUUUCUAUCCUAAAGAGACCUUUAACAAUCCACUAAUUCUGGAUCUGCUCUUCAGACAGGUUGUACAUGAUACCUUCUCUGAGGCCUGCAUCCGUAUCACCCAAGAGGAGAGACAGAAGAUGAAAGCUUUAUUUUCUGCGAACAACGUGGAUCAGGUUACAGGAACGCAUGAUGAAAAUGUGAAGAAGAAAGUGGUCGCCAUGGCCAGAGAUUCGUGGGACAUUUACUUCUCCCGCCUCUUCCCAGCAUCUGGCAGUGUGGGGACAGGAGUGCAGGUGCUGUCUGUGUCUCAUAAAGGCAUCAAGUUGCUGAAGAUGGUGAGGAGCAGCUCUACUGCACCGGACUACUUCAGAGUGCUGAGGCCUUACAGCUACUCGGACAUCCUGUUUGUGUCAAUUCCUUCUAAGAACAUGCUAGAGUUCAACCUAACCAACGAGAAGCUGAUCCUGUUUUCUGCCAAGGCCCCGCAGGUCAAACACAUGAUCGACUACUUCCUCACGGAGCUCAAGAAGGACUCGGAGUACGUGGUGGCGGUGAGGAACUACAUUACUGAUGACAGGUCUCUGCUCAACUUCCACAAAGGAGACAUCAUCAGACUGCAGCACAUGGACGGGCUGGAGGCCGGCAAACGUUACGGCUGCAUAGUGAGGAAGAAGGUCAUGCUUCUGGAGGAGCUAAAGAGAGACACUCCUGAGUUUGGCUGGCGGUUUGGGGCUGUGUACGGAAGAUCAGGAGUGUUUCCCAGUGAGCAUGUCCAUCCUGUGGCUGCUCCGGACUUCCUGGUUCUCCCUGCUGAGCGUCUGGAGCCUCGAGACAGACAGGGAAGGGUCGCAGCAUCUGCCGCUAUUGCCGUGGCGAUGGGAUCAUCUGUGGCUGCCCAUGAGCUCGACCUCUCUACAGAGGUAGUAAAUGAGAUGUAUGGCGACAGUGUGAGUGUGCAGCAGGAUGAUGUUUCUCUGCAAAGCGGUCAGUACCACAUGGCUGAGUUUGCCAAGAAGUACUUCAGAGAGGCACAGAAGAACAAAAGUGAUCAGAAAGUCAAAAAGGGGAAGGAGGGCAGGGACCCUGUUGACAUGGUCAAAUUCUCUAAGUCUCCGAUCCAGGAGUCUCUGAUCGACUUCUCCGACAGUGGAAUGAACAGAGUGGCUGCUGACAUCUUCAUAGCCAUAAUGAAGUUCAUGGGUGACUUCCCACUGAAGGGUCAGACUGAGCAAGACCUGGUCACCACUAUACUGAAGUUAAGUGCGGACCAUGGCCUGAUAAAGGAUGAAGCCUACUGCCAGGUGAUGAAGCAAGUUACUGCCAACACCAGCUCCAAACCGGACAGUUGUCAGAGAGGAUGGAGGCUGUUGUACAUCCUGACAGCUUACCAUCGCUGCUCUGAUGUUAUGAAGCCAUUUGUGUUGAAGUUUCUGCAGGACGCCUGUGCCACCCCUGGGAUGCAGUAUCAAGGUAUUGCCAAUGCAUGUGAGCAGAAUCUGAGGAGGACUUUUCAAUAUGGCGGGCGCAUACAGUAUCCCAACAGCAUGGAACUCAAAGCUAUGCUGGCUGGGCGGAGCUCCAAGAGACAGCUGUUCCUGCUGCCAGGUGGAAUUGAGAGGCACUUGAAAAUUAAGACGUGCUCUGUUGCUUCGGACGUCAUCGAGGAGCUUUGCUAUGAGAUGGGACUGCACAGGCUGGAGGCUUUGGACGAAUAUGCUGUCUUUUUGGUCACACACAAAGGUCAGAAUGUGCGUCCCCUGAACAAGCGUGAGUACAUCCUUGAUAUCGCGACUGAGGCAGAGCCGGUGGAUACCAACUACAGUCUGUGGUUCAGGAGAGUCAUAUGGAGUCUGGCUCUGAAACUUGACAAUGAACUCUACGUCACCAUGCACUAUAAUCAGGUGUUGCCAGACUACCUGAAGGCCUUGCUGACCGUGGUUCCUCAGGGUAAAGCCAGUGAUCAGCAUCUGCAGCAGAUUGCCAGACUGGCUGCCCUACAGCACCGUGCCAAGGACACCAUCUACCUGCCCACCCUCCGUGAAGUGCAGGAGUCUGUCCCGUCACCGUUCUAUGGUAAACAGGGCUCACAGCCAUGGCUGAACAUGACAACUCAACACAUGCAGCAGGUGCAGCCCUUAAACCCACAUCAGGCCCGUGCACAGUUCCUUGGUCUGGUCAGCGCCUUCCCCAUGUUCGGUUCCUCCUUCUUCUACAUCCAGAGCUGUAGCUCCGCCUCCAUCCAAGCCCCCUGCAUCCUGGCUGUGAAUCUGAAUGGACUGCACUUUCUUAACAAGGAUACUCAUGAGGCCAUGAUGCGUUUCCCUCUGAAGGAGGUCCAAUCAACUCGCACCCAGAGACCAACUUCAGGCUCUAGUUAUCCAUAUGUGGAGAUCAUGAUAGGAGACCUGCUCAACCAGCGCAUCACACAGCUACAGCUGGAGCAGGGUCUGGAGCUGUGCCGAGUUAUUGCCAUGCACAUGGAGAACAUGUUGUCCGUCAGAGAAAAGAGACUCACUUUGCCACCAAGCGAAAUCACUCUGCUUUAGCACAAACACGCACAUGCACACACGGAGAAAACACACUGUAUGCCUCAUAAAAGUACUGCAUCUACCUCUAUUUUACACAUUUUACAAUAUUUUCAUAUGUAAACGUCAUGUUUAUGCAACGUCGAUAAAAUAUCAGAGAAUACAUCAAAAUCACUACUUCCAACAGCCAAAGUUAUGUUGAAAUGGCUUAUUUUGUCCAAAACCCAAAUAUAAUCAGUCUACCAUCACAGAAGAAUAAGAAAACCAGCAAAUAUUCACAUUUGAGAUCUGGAAUAGGGCAUUUCUGCUUAAAAAAGAUUAUUAAAGGCUUAAUCACAUACACACAAUAUGUCAGCACAGACCUGCACACAUUUACGCCUGAGCUUAAUGCAUACAUGUGUCUAUGAUGCAAUGUAAGAAGUAGAAAUUGAAAGUCCUUUUACUACCAAACUCAAUAAUGUUUUUAGUUUUAUCUUUUAAGCCAAAACUGUUUAAGAUCUUGUCUUGCCAUGGCUGCUUUUGAGGGCUGAGAAUAUAAUGGAUAAAGCCUUUAAUUGACUUUAACUUCCCCACUUCAGAAGAAUUGUGUGAUUUGAUUAGCCUUGAUCCUACAGCGACAUUGAAUUAAAAUGUGGUCUUGCACUGAGGGUAAGAAUCCCUGCUGCAGUUGGGCUCCGUACAAAGAAACUGAAAUGUGUGAAAAACUCAAACGGAAAAGUAAAACCUUAUCUUCCCUUUAACAUUAACAGAUGCUUGUGGUUUAGCACGAUAAAUAUGUUUUUUAUUAGAGGCUUGGACCUACAUGCAAGAGCAGCGAACCCAUAUAAUUCAUUUUUAAUUUCUAAGUUUCAUUACAUUAAAAAUGGAAACAAAGAGAAAGCAGCCACAGGAACAAGCCACAAUUUAAUUUAAUAUUCUUAUUUUCUUCCCUGUCAUGAAAUCAAGGAAAAAUAUAUGGAAGCACAUUUUUGGCACACAGUUAUCGGCCACAUCAUUGAACACUUUGCACUAAUUAAAAAUGAUGAUUUAUACAAUAUAAUGUAUAUAUGUUUUGUAAAUAUAUGUUGUACAUAUCUAAAUACAUGUGAAUAAUGUUGUACAUUA
This is a messenger RNA of Larimichthys crocea (large yellow croaker), 7983 nucleotides long. It is a transcript of the gene myo15aa, whose product is annotated as myosin XVAa. Gene Ontology annotation, molecular function: protein binding; cytoskeletal motor activity; ATP binding. The record is from RefSeq and is a predicted model, not a curated record. NCBI's taxonomy places the organism in Eukaryota, Metazoa, Chordata, Actinopteri, Sciaenidae. The transcript has 63 exons. The coding region runs from base 1 to 6900 and encodes 2299 amino acids. Gene Ontology annotation, cellular component: myosin complex; cytoskeleton.